GAUUGUUAUGGCAAUAACCUGCCAUUCAGUCCCCGUUAUUCGGGGAAAAAAAUUCCGAUAUGGCAAUAAGAUGGAAUCUAUACUCCACUUAAUCAUCUUCUUGACUUUUACCGUCGAAAAUGGAGCCGCUUACGGUAGUUCGUCCAUUUCCCCGCAGCCUGAACAGAUUCAUAUCUCUAGAACAGCCGACCAAUCAGAGAUGAUGAUCACAUGGACGACAUUAGCCCCAGCAUCCAGUAGUGUAGUGGAGUAUAACUUCAAAGGACAACCGCUGACCAAUGUGGCGAAAGGCAAUUCGAAACCUUACAAGACGUGCGGCUGGAAGAAGAGAUACAUUCAUAUCCAUCGAGUGAAACUAAAAGGACUUUUACCUUCAACCUCUUAUGGGUAUCGUUGUGGUGGGUCCGAUGGUUGGAGUGCUAUAUACUUCUUUAAAACAUCAAAAGUUGGCAAUCAAUGGUCACCCAGUCUAGCGGUAUACGGAGAUCUUGGGGUAGGCAACGCACAGUCCCUGAGUAAACUACAGACUGAAGUGCAAAACGGUGAUUACGAUGCAGUACUGCACGUUGGGGACUUUGCCUACGACAUGUCUCACGAUGAGUCGAGGGUAGCUGAUGCUUUCAUGAAUCAAAUCGAGACAAUAGCGGCCUAUGUACCAUAUAUGGUAUGCCCUGGUAACCAUGAGUUUCAAUGCAAUUUUUCUAAUUAUCGAGAAAGGUUCAGUAUGCCAGGUGAUAAUCAAGGUCUGUUUUACAGCUGGAAUAUUGGCCCUGCGCAUAUCAUAAGCUUUAGCACUGAGUUGUAUUAUUUUCUACAAUAUGGAAUUGAACAACUCGUAAAUCAGUACAAAUGGCUGCAGAAGGAUUUAGAGGAAGCUAAUUUACCUCACAACCGUUCAAUACGUCCAUGGAUCAUCACUAUGGGACACCGUCCAAUGUACUGCUCAAAUAUGGUUGGUGAUGGUUGCGAAAAUCACGAGAAUGAGAUUAGAACUGGUAUCACUUCCCUAAAACUGUUUCCGCUAGAGGAAUUAUUCUACAAACACGGAGUGGAUCUCGAGAUUUGGGCUCACGAACAUUCGUACGAAAGGCUUUUUCCUGUCUAUAAUCACAAGAUUUAUAAUGGAUCCUUAGAACAUCCUUACACGAACCCACGAGCCCCCGUGCACAUUGUAACUGGAUCAGCGGGAUGUAAAUACUGCCAUGAUAAAUUCAAGAGGGAUUACGGCCCUUGGACGGCAUUUCGUACACUCGAUUAUGGAUACACAAGAAUGAAAAUACAUAACUUUACUCAUUUAUACCUAGAACAAGUCAGUAUCGAUAAGAAUAAUAAAGUAAUAGAUCGUGUCUGGAUUAUCAAGGAUAAACAUGGCCGGGAGGCCUGGGCCAGUGAUGACGUCGUGCAGGGUGUUCCUAGUGACGCUGGAUCGUUAUUCAAAGCAAACUCAUUUAAAACAAUGAAAAAUUUUAAUGAUAUCAUCGAAAAGUAUACGAACGAUUUGAAAAGUAGAAACAACCCUUACAAAUAGACAAAGAUUUGUUUUGUGAGAAGAAUCUGUGUUACCUUGGCCCUCUCGGCCAAAUGUACAACAGGUUUGUAAGACAUGCUUCGUAACUAUAAGACGUCAGAACGGGCAAUUUUGUGAACUCAACACUAUAAAUACUUCGAGUUCUCUGUUGCUCAGGGUUAGCCUCGAUUUUGUGUAGAAUAUUCACGUGUUCCAUUCGAGGUCCUUGAAUUUCAAAGCGUUUGUAUUGUUGAAGUUGUGCAUUCUUUACUUUACCGUUGGUAUUUUUGAAUAUUUAGACACUGAUACUAGGCUAAGCCUGAGUAAAAGAUGAUCUGUGAUCAAGCAACACAUCGGUGAGCUACUCAUUCGCAUGACAGAAAUCUUUGCUUCUUCCCUGGUAUGGAAGUAUCUUUUAGACUACGAAUUUUAUACGACCUGUCGUUGGGCUAGGAAUUAGGUAAAGAGGUGUUUUUGACGUAAAACUCAUUUGCUCCUUAACAUAAGGCCGGUAGGUAAGAGUGGACGUAAGAGCCUGGAGCUGCUAAUACGAAUCUCCACAGAGAUCCCACGGGUACGUAAAAUAGGAAAUUAUUAUUAUCAGUUUAUUUCGGGGUGAGAAUUGUACAUAAUAAAUAAAUAUUGUCGAAGUUCCUCAAAAAAAUACCUGCACUUAUUGAGUCUC
Actinia tenebrosa (Australian red waratah sea anemone) is the source of this 2192-nucleotide messenger RNA. RefSeq names its product acid phosphatase type 7. Lineage: Eukaryota; Metazoa; Cnidaria; Anthozoa; Actiniaria; Actiniidae. Gene Ontology annotation, molecular function: acid phosphatase activity; metal ion binding. The record is from RefSeq and is a predicted model, not a curated record.